Chelmon rostratus (copperband butterflyfish) is the source of this 1588-nucleotide messenger RNA. RefSeq names its product mesoderm specific transcript (gene mest). The record is from RefSeq and is a predicted model, not a curated record. The transcript is spliced from 12 exons. Gene Ontology annotation, molecular function: catalytic activity. The coding region runs from base 149 to 1129 and encodes 326 amino acids. Lineage: Eukaryota; Metazoa; Chordata; Actinopteri; Chaetodontiformes; Chaetodontidae.
GGUCGCAGCAUUUCUGUGAGUCCUGGAAACUGCUACCGUGUGAGCCGAAUGAAACAUGUAUAACUACCCUAUUAGUAUAAACAAUAUUAACGGAGGAGGGUUAACGAUAGAGAGGCAGGAAUGACACUCUCCCACCGCUAAGCUCAAGAUGAGAGAGUGGUGGAUUCAUGUGGGUUUGAUCUGCAUCCCGCUGGUAGCCGUCUACCUGCACAUCCCGCCCCCUCAGCUGUCACCGACCCUGCAGAAGUGGCACAGCGCCGGGGAGGUGUUCCACUUCAGGGGCAGGGAGAUCUUCUACAGAGAUUCCUACGGUGCUUUGGGAAGCUCCGACGUCGUCCUUCUGCUCCACGGCUUCCCCACCUCCAGCUACGACUGGAACAAGAUCUGGGAGCCACUCACUCAGCGCUUCCAUCGAGUCAUCGCACUGGACUUUCUGGGUUUCGGCUUCAGCGACAAGCCACGACCCCACAGGUACUCCAUCUUCGAGCAGGCCAGUGUGGUGGAGGCCCUGGUGGCUCACUUGGGUCUGAGCAACCAGCGCGUGAAUCUGGUGUCCCACGACUAUGGAGACACUGUGGCCUUGGAGCUGCUGUACAGGAGUGACCAAAAUCGCACAGGUCACCUGACCUUCAACAGCCUGUGUCUUUCUAAUGGAGGAUUGUUCCCAGAAACACAUUACCCGCGGCUGCUGCAGACGCUUCUGAAGGACUCCAGUUUUCUGGCUCCAGUUCUGAUGCGGCUCACCAACUAUGUGGUCUUCCAAAAGGGGAUUGGAGAGGUGUUUGGUCCAUUCACGCAGCCUACAGACGCUGAGUUCUGGGACAUGUGGACGGGUCUACGCUACAAUGAUGGCAACCUAGUUUUGGACAGUAUCCUGCAGUACAUCAACCAGAGAUUAAAACACAGAGAGCGAUGGGUGGGCGCGCUCACUUCCACCUUCAUCCCAUUGCACAUGAUCUACGGACCCCUGGAUCCAGUCAACCCUCAUCCCCAGUUCAUCCGUCUUUACCAGCAGCUGGUCCAGAGGUCGACAAUCACCAUUUUGGACGAACACAUCAGUCACUACCCUCAGCUGGAAGAUCCCACCGGCUUCCUCAAUGCAUAUUUCAAUUUUAUUCACUCUUUCUGAAGAGGAACCAAAUGCAACACCUGUGUCCAAGCCUGUGCAAGCUGUUUGGCACUGCUGCAACACUUGAACAUGAUUAAUGACCUUUCCUGAUGAUUCUCAGCAGGAUAAAUGCUGCAUCUGUUUAAUUUAAUCAUAAAUGCUGGGCCAGUUUACCAGCAUCAACCCCUAAAAUGUCAAUUAUUGGCAUGGGAAGACAUCAAAUGUGAGCUGGAAACAUGAUUAAUUGUACUUGCUACUAACCGACUGAUCUGAUGUUGACAGUGUUAAUUAAUGAGCUCUAAGAGGAAGCGUGACAGCUUUGUUUGGUUGUGUGAUCACUGUUGGACACUUUUUGAUUCCCUCCAUUUUCUGUUGGCUGUUGAGUCCUGCAAUCAGCUGCACUCUGAAGGAAUUUUGAUAUGAUUUUCUACAGUUCUCUUGAUGUCAUUGAAAAAACUAAAUGUUAAUGUUUCUUCAAAU